GCCAAUUGGAGGAGUCGGUGUUAGGAGGCCCAGGAGACCCGGUCCGGGAGGGAGGAAGGUGGCAAGAUGGUGUUGGAAAGCACUAUGGUUUGCCUCCCAGCACUGAGUUACAGGCGAGGGUACUCAGCCUCAGCAAUUUUGAAUGACUUACCCACAGUCACGCAGCCAACCUAGUGGUGCGGCCAGGAUUUAAAGCGUGGACAACAGCGAGUAUAUGCGGAAUGGGGACUUCUUACCUACCCGGCUGCAGGCCCAACAGGACGCUGUCAACAUAGUAUGUCACUCCAAGACCCGUAGCAACCCUGAGAACAACGUGGGCCUCAUCACACUGGCCAAUGACUGUGAAGUACUGACCACACUCACUCCUGACACCGGCCGCAUCCUGUCCAAGCUUCAUACUGUCCAGCCCAAGGGCAAGAUCACCUUCUGCACUGGCAUCCGAGUGGCCCACUUGGCUUUGAAGCACCGGCAGGGCAAGAAUCACAAGAUGCGCAUCAUUGCCUUUGUGGGGAGCCCCGUGGAGGACAACGAGAAGGAUCUGGUGAAACUGGCAAAACGCCUCAAGAAGGAGAAAGUAAAUGUUGACAUUAUCAAUUUUGGGGAAGAGGAAGUGAAUACGGAAAAGCUGACAGCCUUUGUGAACACGUUGAAUGGCAAAGAUGGAACUGGAUCUCAUCUGGUGACAGUGCCUCCUGGGCCCAGCCUCGCCGAUGCCCUCAUCAGUUCUCCGAUUCUGGCUGGUGAAGGCGGUGCCAUGCUGGGUCUUGGUGCCAGUGACUUUGAAUUUGGAGUGGAUCCCAGUGCUGAUCCUGAGCUGGCCCUGGCCCUUCGCGUUUCUAUGGAAGAGCAGCGGCAGCGGCAGGAGGAGGAGGCCCGUCGGGCAGCCGCAGCCUCCGCGGCUGAGGCAGGGAUUGCUCCGACUGGGACCGAAGGUGAAAGAGACUCAGACGACGCCCUGCUGAAAAUGACCAUCGGCCAGCAGGAGUUCAGCCGCACCGGGCUCCCUGACCUAAGCAGCAUGACUGAGGAAGAGCAGAUCGCUUAUGCCAUGCAGAUGUCCCUGCAGGGCGCAGAGUUUGGCCAGGCAGAAUCAUCUGAUAUUGAUGCCAGUUCAGCCAUGGACACCUCUGAGCCCACCAAGGAGGAGGAUGAUUACGACGUGAUGCAGGACCCCGAGUUCUUGCAGAGCGUCCUGGAGAACCUUCCAGGUGUGGACCCCAACAAUGAGGCCAUUCGAAACGCCAUGGGCUCCCUGGCCUCCCAGGCCACCAAGGAUGGCAAGAAGGAAGAGUGUGAGAGAGAGGAGGAUAUGGCAUGAAGGAGCGCGUUCCCUGUUGAGUUCUCAGUGUCUUCAAUGUGGGGUCUCUAAAUCCUGACUCACUCCCCUUCCCGUCUCCGUCCAUGACCGUCUCCUCACAUUUCUCCUGCCCUGGGACUGUUUUACUUGCAUUAAGAGAAGCUUUGCUGAGAGUCGCUGUGUUGGGCUCUAGGGCCACAGAGGUGAACAGAAAACAGUACUGGCCUCUGGGGACUCUGAGUCUAGGGCAGGGCUGGCGCAUAAAUGAGCGAUUCACACGUCUGCCAUGUCCCCAAAGCGGCGUGAGCAAGGCGCUCUGGAGUCAGCGAGGAGAAAGGGCCAAACUCUUGCAGCCUCUGAAGGCUCCUGGAGGUAACAUUUGAGGCCUCUAAUGGUGAAACGAUUUUCAUCCUCGAGGAGCAGAUGGGGAUGUUUCCAGUACGUGCUGGUGGGACGCAGGUGCUUCGGAGGACUUGAGCAGCUCAGGACUGCUUGGGUGAGUGGCUGCAGAGGUGGAGAAGUAGGCAGCAGUCAACACCAAAGGUCAGCGGUCCUCAGGCCUGACUUGCACAAAGGGGUCUGUGACGCCCUGGAGCACCAAAUGCAGAGGAAAGCGUUUUGUGUGGGAUGGAAUGCAGAAUUCACAUUGCCCACCCCCUUCAUUUUAUGAAAGAGGUAAAUAAUAUUUGACACAUGAAAUGCUUCCGUAUAAAGCAUGAAACAUAAAAACAAACAACAUAUCUGAAGCCACUCAAAUUUAAGAGCUAGAAUAUUUCCUUGUCACAUAUCUAGGCCUUUUUUUUUUUAAAUCCUUACCCCAGGAUAUGCUUAUUGAUUUUAGAGAGGGAAGGAAGA
Molecule: messenger RNA, 2152 nt
Organism: Myotis davidii
Lineage: Eukaryota; Metazoa; Chordata; Mammalia; Chiroptera; Vespertilionidae
Gene: PSMD4
Product: proteasome 26S subunit, non-ATPase 4
Exons: 11
Coding region: 215-1318 (367 amino acids)
Biological process (GO): proteasome-mediated ubiquitin-dependent protein catabolic process
Cellular component (GO): cytosol; nucleus; proteasome regulatory particle, base subcomplex
Molecular function (GO): polyubiquitin modification-dependent protein binding
Source: RefSeq, a predicted model, not a curated record